Serendipita indica DSM 11827 is the source of this 1443-nucleotide messenger RNA. The record is from the annotation of a GenBank genome assembly. Lineage: Eukaryota; Fungi; Basidiomycota; Agaricomycetes; Sebacinales; Serendipitaceae.
AUGGAACACGUCAAUGUGUCCCUCGAUGCUCCUACCGAGAUCCAGCACAAGGCUUCUCAGAUGAACGGGUGCCGCGAGGAGAUAGAAGACCUCUUGAUUCGACUGAAGGCUGCAGAGUCUCGUUGGAACUCACUCCGAGACGAUGUCGCUCCGUAUAUUCAGAAAGCAGACCAGAAAGCCGCCGUCGCUACUCGUUCCGUCAAGGUGUCGCUCAACCGCUUGCCUGACGAGCUACUAUACGACAUUUUUCGACGACUACGAUUUCACUGGAACUCUAAUCUUGGACCUUUGCUUCUCGUGAACAAGCGUAUUCAUCAUUUCGUCAUGAAAACUCCGUCCCUUUGGACUCGUAUUGGGUUUCAUGCUGACUUUGAUCUGCUCUAUACAAGAUUUCCAAAGCAAUCCUACAUCGAGGCGUGCAUCGAGCGCAGUCAUGGAGUAGGUUUAGACAUCGAGAUCAACGUCGAAGUGGGAACGAAGGAAGACUUUCUUAAACAAGCAGCGGUUGGUGCAGUGCUAUCUCUUGUGGAUGAACCUCAUAAUGCAGAUAUAUUUUCAAUUUUCGACAACGUGGACAUGGACCUCAACUGUUCUAAAUAUGAGGAGAAGUGCAAAGAGCUCGUCCAAGUCAUUGAUAUGAUCAUUGGGAUCAACGGUUGCAAUAUGCCCCUGUGGAGGUCACUACACCUUGUGCUACCAUAUGACUACAUAUUACACAUAUCAGUUCUUGAACGAUUUAUCGGCUACACCCCAAACCUUCGCGAGCUGCACCUAGAGAACACAUGGCUUCUCGAUGAUGAUGAUGAUAGUCAAUAUAUCUGGGAGCAAGUUCUUCCGGAGCUUUCCGACCUGCGUAGCUUCGGGAGUGAUCAUUGCCUUCCGUGGGCGUUCUCCACACUGAAUCCCGCGAUGCUCAAGGAGCUUAACUUCAGUCCAAAGAUACCUUCCAAUUUCGAUAAGCUUUCUCUAUACCAAGCGCUUCAACACUUGGUCAUUGCCUGGGGCGGUAUUGACGUGCCUAACGACUCGACUAUAUUUCUACCGAACUUGUGCACAUUGAGCAUAACAGGGGGUUUCGAGUAUGUCAUAGCUCGUCUUCGCCUACCCACUCUCAAUAAGUUCUCAGUCAGGUCAUUCAAGACCUGUCUGAGUCGUUCAUUACCGAUUGCGAUGGCUGUAGAGUGGUAUUUCACAGGAAAUUCAGACGAGGCGGACAUCGAAGGGGGUGCUCUCCAGCUCCUGCAGGGUAUACUCUCAGGUCUGAGAGGGACAAAAACGGUCUUUCUCUCUGGAUUCACCAAGGAAGUGCUACUUAAUGCGAUUCGACCAUUCAAACAGUCGAGUUCAUUCUCAGAGGAGCUUCAAAUGAUCGAACUUCGACAACAUCCUAAUGCACAUGGACCUCCUUUACUUGAGCUGGGACGCAGUGACCUUGCCGAUUAA